Homalodisca vitripennis (glassy-winged sharpshooter) is the source of this 3075-nucleotide messenger RNA. Its product is annotated as helix-loop-helix protein delilah-like. The transcript has a single exon. Lineage: Eukaryota; Metazoa; Arthropoda; Insecta; Hemiptera; Cicadellidae. The record is from RefSeq and is a predicted model, not a curated record. Gene Ontology annotation, molecular function: protein dimerization activity. The coding region runs from base 319 to 1245 and encodes 308 amino acids.
AGCUCACUCCGUGAUUCCGUAGUCUCAGUCCGCCGCCGCUAUCCCAUCUGUGCGCGUCACGUCACUUGCUCCCCUGAACAGUGACGAGUUCAAGUACAAAGUGAAUCCUGAGGAUUGACUCAGUGUAUUUCUUAUUUCAAAUCACAUAGUUUUUAAAACGGAAUUAUUUUUCAUAAUUAUCCUUAUUCUAAUAACUCAUACUUAAAAUUUUAAUAUUGUCAUAAAUUUUAGUUGUUGCACUACAAUAUCACUCCUUUUGAAAUAAAAAAAUUAAGUGAAGUGAUAGAAUUUAGAUCAUGAACUAAGAGUAAUUGUAAAAUGGAAGUGGAUCUAGACGCUAACAACAACUCUACUGACAAGAAAGGGUACUCUUUGAGGCCGAGGUGUGCCAUAAAACCAGCUGAUGCUGACGACAUCCCAGAGGACGCCAGGAAACCACGAGGGAGAGUCCAGAGGCCCUCCAAGUCGAAGUCACUACCCCUCAGCAAGUACCGCAGGAAAACCGCGAAUGCGCGUGAAAGGUCUAGAAUGAGAGAGAUAAACGAAGCUUUUGAAACUCUUCGAAAAUCAAUUCCCCUUAUCAGCACAAAGUGUGAUAAUCCAAGCGAGAAAAAUACCAAGAUAUCGACUUUGCGCUUGGCAAUGAAAUACAUCACCGUUCUCAGCAACGCUUUGAGAGAUUCUGACGGGGAGUCCGACAAAGAUUCUAUUUUGAGUGAGUACACACUUACGCCUCCAGACUUCCGAGAUUCUUACACCCCCACAUCUACUAGUGACAACUCAGACUUUUCAGAAUCAUUCCUUGUGACAAACCUUCCUCGUGAAUCACCUGCACAUUGUGUUUCGCCUUUUUCGAGCAGUUCCUCUUUCAAUUUGUCAGACGAUUCAUCCAGAAAGAAAACUUCUGCGUGGAAUAUUUCCUUGGAAAAAAGUGACUACACAGCUUCUACAUGUGAUGGCAUCAGUGAUAGUGAAAAGAACAACCUACAAAUUGUUACUGGAAGCUAUACUACGUCUACAGCGAAUCCUCCCCCUUAUCAGAUCUCCAGCAGGUCAGCACUGGAGGAUCUCGAGGUUCUAGAUCCUUCGCCAUCCUACACAUCCCAACUGACGCCACUGGUGCAAGAUUCCAGGUUCGCUGGUCUUACCCCAAUAAGCCUCCAGCUCCAGUCAAUUCCAGUGUUAGAAGACUGGGACGAUCUUAACUUUUCAAAAGUUGAUUUCGACGAGUUCCUUAGUACUUAAGUGUUCCAACAGUGACUUGUGAGUUGUUUGUUCUCAUGGAUUACACAAAAAUGUGAGUCUAUAGUGUUAUUCUUCUUACGCAUUAAACUUUAGAAAAAGAUUACAUUGUUUCAAUGUUCGAAAAUGAAAUUCAAAUUAAAAGUUUAGGCAGACUUGUAAUUGUUACAGUUUUCUUAUUGUACAGUUUCAUUGUUUUGAAUCAUUUCACUAAUUCUUAUACAAAAAGUUACAUGAUUUAAAAAUAAUUAUAUUCUCUAGAGUUAUUUAAAAUUUACAAAAUUUCAUUAUCUACAAUCCUACAUCCUAUUAUACAUUAUUGAAAUUCUUACACAGAAAGUAAUUAAUUAAAAUAAGAUAAUUUAAAUAAGCGUAUUCUUUCAUAUAAUUUAAUUAGAUUUUUUAUCUACUUUAACACUUAUUUUUUGUGAUAUUGUGUAUGUUUAAAAAUAUUCGGAUUUAAAACCAAUCAUGCAGGAAAAGUGUUUAUAUAUACACAUACCAUAAAGAUUGCAUGGGAUUAAUCAAAUAUUCUAAUUGUCAAAUUUAAAUCUACAUUAAAAUUUAAAAUUCAAAAAUUACUAAAGAGGGUAAAUUUUAUGUGUAUCGCUUAGAGACAUAGUUUUAUCCAAACUCAAACAUAUUUUAAAUAAGUGUCAUAAAUAAUUAAAUAAUUAGUUGUUUUAUUGUCCUCUGCACUUACAAAAGGCAAAGAGAGCUAUAUAGAUUUUCUGAUAACAUGUAUAUGAGUUAGAAAUGAAUGGUAUUUAUAAAUUAUGUUUAAAAUCAAAGCAAGGUAAUGUCUCAAUAUAUUUUUAUGUGCAUUUACUCCCCUAUCAUGGUUAUUAUUUUAAUUAAUUAUAACGACCACGGAUAAAAUUAUCAGUAAAUAGUGUACUGUAAGAGAAAAUCUUUUUUAAUCAAUGGGCAUUUAAUUUAGGGAAUAUAUCUUAUAUUAUAACUUAAUUGUUAUUCAAACCUGUUUAAGAAAAUUUAAGUUGUAAAACCACCUGUGUUUGACUUUACGAAAUUUUCUGAUCAUUUUCGCAUAGACUUUGUUUAGAAGACAGUAUUACUACAAAGAGUGUUCUUAUAAUAAUAAAUAUACUCUUUACUAUGGUUGUAAUUAUUUAUAGUAAAUAAUCAAUGUUUUUUUGUGUUUAUGUUAUAAGUUGUUAGUGUAACAAACCGAAUCAAUGCAUUUGUAUUAACAUUCCAAAUUCAAUACAAGUGUUGACUCGUAUGAUUCUUUAAUAUUUGUUGUACCUGAAUUUAAGCUUCAAUCCAUUUUAAACAAUACAAGCCUAUGUCCAUAUAUUGCAUUAUUAUACAAAGAAUAUUCGAAUAAUAAAGAUAUUUGGCCCUGCUCAUUUUAAAACACUGUGAUGUCAGUUAUUAGUAACAUUAAAUCUGUAAUACAGGGGUGUUUACAACCAACAAUAAUGUUUGUAGCAGCUUUGGAACUUAAUGUUAAAGAAUUGGUAAGAUAAAUCAAUUACUAAGCAAACUUCUUUAGCAUUUGAACAUUAAAUGCUGUAUAGUAAUGUUGAUAGAUGAAUUGUGUUACUAGAAAUAUCGUAACAACUGAAAUAGUCCACACAUUUUGUAGUUUUUAAUAUCAAUAAUAUAUUGUUUAUACUUUGUGGAAUUUGCUUCUAGACUAUCGAUAUUUACAUUUUUAUUAAAUUAUGAUAUAUUUUGUAAAUAAUAAUAAGAAGUGCUAUAUACAUAUCAAUACAACUAAGUGCCAAUAUUGAGAUAGUGCGUAAAAAUAGGUUGUGCCAUAAAAUGUAAAAAUAUUAUAUUUGUAAAUAUACCAGUUUGAAUGCAAAA